AUUUGUAGUUGCAGUAACAGCUGCUAAGUUCGUUGACACUCACACAACUUUGGCCUAAAUAUAUGCUAACCCAUUCUGAAAUGUGGUUUUGUCUGCAAUUAAGGCACAUCUUUAAGCCUAGACUCCAGCCAAUGAAGUUAACAUGUUAUUAAAUGCAGUAGGUGCUGGUAUUGUUUAGGACUAAAAUGACCAUGAUCAUGCACUUUUGGUUGGAUACAACUACUAACAAUAGAGUAAGGUUUUGUUUAAUUUUUAAACAUUGGAAGACUUAGAUAAGGAGAUCUUGUAUCAUUAGAAUUAAAUAGCAGCUAACACAUAAUUGAG
Paramecium octaurelia is the source of this 324-nucleotide messenger RNA. NCBI's taxonomy places the organism in Eukaryota, Ciliophora, Oligohymenophorea, Peniculida, Parameciidae. The record is from the annotation of a GenBank genome assembly.